Molecule: messenger RNA, 8144 nt
Organism: Porites lobata
Lineage: Eukaryota; Metazoa; Cnidaria; Anthozoa; Scleractinia; Poritidae
Source: the annotation of a GenBank genome assembly
AUGUUGACUAUAUCAUUGUCCUUUUUGUUUAAUAGAGAUGGAACAUCCAGAAUGACUUGUUUACAAGAUCAGGUCGAGCUUCUUUCAAAUGAGGUAUAACUCCUAAUUUUGCUGAUCCCAAAUUUGCCUUGAACUGUCGUGGUCAAAUGACAUGUUUUUCUAAUUCUAAUCCAUUUCUUAAAAUAUGGUAUUAGGUCAGAUAUAGCCUCCUUUAGGUUGUGCAUUCUUCCCAAUCUUUGAUCGGAAUGAUUAGGUAGCAAGCCUAUUCAGCCUUUUUUUUUAUGCAGUUUGUUCAAUUUUUACUCCAAAACCUGGGUGUCCACAACAUACCCUAAUUUCCACUUUGCUUAAACCCUGGGCUGAGUUGCUCAAAGCAUGGUUAGCUUUAACCAUUGGUUAAGCAGUAUCAAAACCAAUACGUUGUCAAGGUACUAAACGCUGGUCAACGCUAACCAUGCUUCGAGCAACUGGGCCGUGGUGAGGAAGUCACGAGGGCGUCCGUGUUUGAAAGGAGUCGCUAGAGUAGGUACACGUAUUCUUUAGCCACACAAUUUUAACACUUCGGUAAGACUAGCUACGAAGUCGUGUUGAGAAUAAUAUUAAUUUUUCAGUGUCUUUAAUGUUGUAAUAUAUAUAGGUUUUUCCUGAUAAUUUCAUGCGGCGUGAAGUACAAGCUUUUGUUGUCAACUGCACAUUCGAGGAUGAAGGAUGCCAGUGGAAAGGGGAAGUCAGACACUUGGAGGUAAUUGAUUUGGGUGAAUAAAUGCUUAUUUCAUCUCUGAUGUGCCGUACAGAUAACAAGAAAAUGGCGUAUAAAGACAGUGGCGGAUCCAGGGGGGCGGGGGGCCCAGGCUCCCUCUCAUUUGUAGACCCAGUUGAGGUCCGACGGGCCGAAAACAAAAAAAAUUUGAAACCACCCCCCCCCCCCUUAUAUGAAGGUCUGGACCCGCAACUGAAAGAUUACGUUUUAUUACCAGAGUGAAAGUCAUGCUGCAUCUGAAACGAAUGUUUUGUAUACAAAAUACGUACCUGCCAGCGAAGUAUGAUAUGACAUUAGGUUUGGACUGUUUUUUUUUUCCUUCACGGUUAUGCUUGGAUGCGCUUGUACAUAGAUAUUUGAGUGUGGGGUUGACGUUUCAAGUCUUGCCAGGCUUUACUUUAAACAUAAAUCACCUUUAUACACAAAUCUUCCUCGUUCUGAGUGUCACUAUCUGUCAUGAUCAGUUGGUUUCCGGCAUCAGCAAUAAUGAAGAGUUCUACACACUAGCCUGCAUAACAGGCGUUAUAAUGAGGGUGCUCAGGCGUCUGUUGUGCGACCUAUCUUUGGAAAUACUAAGUGGCCAUUUAAAAAGGUGUACUCACUUGAUUGGCUUUGUACUUUUGCUCUAAUCGAGUAAUUUUACCUUUAAGUAUUUUACAUGCAACCUGGGCCGGCUACUGAUAAUUAGUAUUCGGUUGUUUAUGAGUGAGUUACUCGUGCGAGUGUCUUCUGUAUCUUACAGAGUCACACAAGCAGCUGUACGUUUGUCAAAAUCCCCUGUGUGCAUCCUGAGUGUGGCAUGUUGGUGAAAACAGGUGAUCUUCCAGACCACUUAGAAAACGAUUGCAAGUGUAGACAGGAAAUCUGUGAAUUCUGUAAACAAAGUAUCAGUCUGAACAAAAUGAAGGUAAAGUGACUCUUCUUUAUAUGUCUUAAUCACUUACGAAAAGAAGCUGCUCACUCAUAUUUCCCUUCCAUACCUCAUCGCAUUGACAAUAUUAAUUAUUGUGAUCAUCAAUAAGGGUUCAGAGGAGCUUUGAGCCAGGCCCCAGUUGUUCAAAACGGUGGUUAACCAGGGACCGGGGAGACCACUUUAAAGUGCAGAGCUUGCGGGGCUAAAAAAACUCUGGCCAGGCAAAACAAACAUUAUUAGCUGUCACGGUUCCUCGAGUUUUCAUGCAUUGAGAUGCCAUCAUAUUUCCAACUCCAUUAAUAAAUAAAACAUAGUCGUUUACUCUGAGACAUUUACUUUUGGAAGUUGCCAAAGUUUCUCUCCAGGUUCUCCUUGCGAGUACAACAAACUCCUUUGCGACGUCAGCUAAACGGAGGCUGCUUUUUGCUUGUGGCAAUUCCAUUAUGUUUAUGUUUAUGAUUGCGAUAAUGAUGAUGAUGGCGAUGAUGAUGAUUAUUACUACAUGUAUUAUUAUUACUAUUAUUAUUAUUAUUAUUAUUAUUAUUAUUAUUAUUAUUAUUAUAACAAAGUUGUCAAAUCUGAUUGGCUAUCAACUGCCCUGAUUUCAGCCUUAAUUGGACAGUUUAAUAGGACAGUACGCGCCAUCACGCACGCGCUUAAAUGGCUUUUUUUUUCACUGCUAGCAAAACAAAAUUUCGAAUUUCUUGUGUUUUGAUUUAAAAAUAGCCUAUUAUAUCACAAAUUUUGUUAAAGCUAUUAUUAAUUGGUAACAGAACUUCGUGUCUUCCAAUUCGGUCUGUAAUCAUACUCGUGAUUAAACAAAUCGGGCUCCUGCUAGGCGGUCGUCCGAUUUUGUUAAUCACUCGUAUGAUUACAGACCGAAUUGGACUCCACUUAGUCCUGUUACCAUUACUUAUUUUACUAUUAUUAUACAGGUACACCAUGAUAAAGAGUGCCCGGCAUAUCCCGUUUUAUGCAGAAAAUGCAACAAAGAUGAAAUUCCACGUGCAAAGGUAAUCAUUUUGAUAUACUGCGAGCAAUCUCUCUCUUUCUCCAGCUUUAGUAAGAGGUGUGCACGCGCGGGCGAACGUAGACGCGAGAAGCGAGGGCAGCAGCCCGCGAAGAAAAAGGGAGAUUGCCCGCAUAGCCAGAGCAAAUGGAAUAUGCGUUGGCGUCACAACGCAAAAUACGAUUGGCUGAUGCGUGAAGCGUUGACAACAAACUGUCAAUAAUCGAAACCGCUGACAAGAUAAUGAUGAUGGUUAAGUACUGCAGGAAUGUUUAUCACGUUUCCCGAAAAUGGAAACAUUAGAUACAGCAGAGAGGAGCAUUACAAUGUCCCAUAUUGGGACGUGAAGUGAUCGCAAUUUUAAAUGCUCAAAGCCUCUGUCGAGGAACGCUUUAGUUCCAAAACUACAGUAGCCUGCGUAGAAAGCGUUUCCAGUCGAGUACAGUCUUGCUUUUGAACUUGUUAUAGAAAGUCGCUUAGACUGGAAGACUUUAGACUGUUUGUAAUUAGCUAAGAACAAAGUAAUUACCGACAGAUGAACCAAGAGGACAUCGCAGAAUAUUAUACAGUCGACUCCCGAUAACUCGAACCUUCAAGGGAAAUCGAAAAAAGGUUCGAGUUAUCGGGAGUUCGAAGAAAAUAGCCGAGAGGAAGGUAGAAAACAGUUUUUACUGCACAGUGAACAUUUUAGUCACAUUUAAUUGUAGAAAUGUCAAGUGAAAAUUAAAAGAUACUUCUAGAUUAUAAAUCAGAACGUAGCGUAACAAAACAUAGCCUAAGUGGAGCAUGCGUUUUACUGUUUUGGAAAGAAAAGCUGCUUCACGUUAGCCUGUGGCAAUCAACAUCAGCCUCCACUAGUAAACUAUACUCCUGCAACACGUCAAUAGGAAAUCCAAAAUUCAAUGUCUCGGACGCCAGUAGACGGCUUUUUUCCCCACUUUUUAAGGACUUAAAACAUGGUUCGAGUUAUCGAGGGUAAAAUUAUGUAGAAAAUUACCUGAGGGGAAACGAAGUUUGGUUCGAGUUAGCGGGAGUUCGAGUUACCGAGGGUAAAAUCACAGUGAAUGUAUGACGGAAAUCCAGGAGAAAUCGAUUUUGGUUCGAGUUAGCGCGAGGUUCGAGUUAGCGAGGGUUCGAGUUAUCGGGAGUCGACUGUAGCUCAUAGUCCAAAGAUUCGCUUAUCUAAAGAAGAAAUAUCGGCGCCCAGUGAAUGAUCUUGACUGACUUACAACGGAAUUCUCCAGAGUUGGUUUAGCUUCAGUUAAGCUACAAUUAGGAUAUGAAAAACACUAUCUCGUGAGAAUUCAACAUUCCGCAAACAACAAGAGAGCUAGGCCUCGGCCCCUUUAGCCUGCGAGCAAGCUCUCCGGGGCGCUCUGGCGGCGGGCCCAGGAGAGCUUGCUCGCAGGCUAAGGCUUCUUUGACGAUCCCAUUCAAAUCACGAACCACAGGAAAUGACUUAUCAAUAUGCGAGAAACAGACCAGCUCCAUGGCCUCAAAGUACAAUACAAUACAAUACAAUACUUUAUUGACACUGCCCUGAUAGGGCUUUUCAGUGACAAUACGAGACAAAUAAGUUAAAAAGUACAGUAAAAGCAUGCCUGUUCAAAAGUUAUGUGUAUAAUAAAACACUACCUCUUCGUGCUAUACAAAAGUUAAAAAUAUUAUUAAAUACUAUCAGUCCAUUCGAUGUCGAAUAUUUUAGCAUUUCUGUAUUAUUCUGAACUUUUCUGUUUAUACACAGUGGAACCCCGCUUUCUGGCUACCUCGGUAAUACGGUCACCCCGUUAUUACGGCCACUUUUUUUGGCCGCCCGGUUGAACGACCAUACAUUUUUUGGUGGGAAAAAGCAAAAAACAAAAAAAAACCUCGUUAAUAUGGUCACCUGUUAAUACGGCCAAUUUUUUUGGCCCAUUAGUGACCGUAUUAACGGGGUUCCACUGUAUAAAAAAUACUUCAGGGAAAAAGCGCCCUUUUCGUAUUUGCGCGCACGAUAUGCACGAGUUGUUGACAUGUUAGAAAUCGAAGGAGUGAGUUCAGUGUGUUAUUUAUCAAUAUCAACUGAGCCUAAGGUGAAUAAUCGUUAAACAUGAUGUAAUCUCCGACUAAUUAGAACGCGUGAAUCUCUAUAAUUACCUGAGUGAUUAUCCUAACUGCAUAUAUUUCUUGUAUUUAUGCUCCUUCUGAUUUAACAGCCUUGAAAUUUGGAUCGCCUAAGGAAGAGGGGAUAACCCAGAGCUUUAGUGCCAAAGGGGGGAGGCCUUUGCUAGCAAGGAAUUUUCGAUUAACUCUCUUCUAUUGUCGUUUCAGCUGUCGGAUCAUCAGGAUCCUCUUGUAGGAGACUGUGAUGCAGUGCAGGGGCCAUGUCCAUUUGCACAGAUUGGUUGCGCUAAAACCGAGGUACAGAUAGAAUUCUCUUCUAACUCACUAUUUUUAACUUGUGGAUUACGCGUAGCGUAAGGAACAAGUUGUUUGUGAGAUUAAGAUUCACGUUUACGCUAAAAGGCAGACGUGAAUUUGUACCAUGUAACCAAGUUUCCCCCUUAUUUUCCGUUUACUCUACACAAAAAUAAGUAGUUUUAUGCCAGUUUUAACCAUAGGAAAAAUGUUCUGCUUUGACCGUGAAAACCUUGCUUGUUUUCGUCGAAUACAUCUUUCAAUUCUUCGUAAAUAAAACUUUACCAGCUUCAAACAGCGUCCACCGGCAAUAUUUCAUGGCCAAAAAAAGUUAAAUAUCAUAAUGCUUUUAAUCUUAGUUGUCGUGGCGCAAUAGAUAACGCGUUACCCUUUCACGCCUAAGGUCUAGGGUUCGACUCCCGCUGAAAAAAUGUUUUCUUGGCCGUUUUGUUUUGUUUUUUAAAUAAACAUAUUUUCAUUUUUUUAGCAGACUUAAAUUGCAAGUUAAUUAUCAGCUUUCAUUUCCAAAAUAAUAAUUUUAAUAAUAAUUAAUUAUUAAUCCACAAGUUAGCCAUAGGCACCCUUUGAUUAGUAUUGUUGGCUAGUCUCUAGAUGAAUAAAACUACUGAACACUGGAAAUCCUACUGACGAUUCCUACUCUUUAGGCAAAUUUUGUACCCCCAGAAUGGUACAAGAGACUAGGAGGGGACAGAGAGGUGCAAACUUGGAUUUUAUGUAUAAAGUUUUUAGUCCGUCCUCUUGGUCUUAUGUUAUGGCUAAACUUUACACUGCUUUUGAUAUUUUCCACACGUUUUGAAAAAAGAAAAAAAAUAACAGAAAAAAUAAUUGCUUUUUGCUUAAAAAUGGCCUCUAAAUCAUACCUCGAAUCAAAUUAUAUAUCUUUACAAUGGCGACCCAUAAAAAUGUUAAGAUGUGUGAAUGAAUCAAUCAACCGAGCUACGAAGAGAUUCGUGGUCGUCUUUAAUUCUGCCUUUUUCUAGGCCUGUUGUGCUACAGACGAACUCGUGAUGAUCUUAGCACUCUGCCAGUUUCAAAUUUGACACGCUAAGUGAAAACCAAAGAACCCCCCCAAAAAAAUAAAAAAUAAUAAUAAUAAUAAUAAUAACAAUAAUAACAAUAACAAUAAUAAUAAUAAUAACUACUACUACUACUACUACCACUACCACUACCACUACCACUACCACUACCACUACCACUACCACUACCACUACCGCUAGUGCUAGCGCUUCUACUACUACUACUACUACUACUACUACUAAUAGACCAUUACCAGCAAGAAGACUGAGAGGAUGGGACAGAAGUUCAGUUUCUAUUUUUGUACACCAUGUGGUGAAAUAUCCGGUAAAAUGUAACUAUUUGCCCGCUGAUAUUUCGGUCGAAACUGAACAAACCUUUCACGAGGGCUUCUGACUUGUUGGUCGGGUGAUUUUCACGGCCCUCAUUAGGUUUUCUAUUAGAAAAUUAGAUCCGUGUCCUACUUUCCUACGCACUGUAAAGAGAGAAUGAUCUCAUUCUCUCUUCGUUCUGUGUGAUGUUUAGAUUCGCGGUGCACUUUUCAACCACCACGAUAUUAAAAAUACGAUAUUUCUUUAUGUAUUUGCAUGUUAUUAACUAACAAAAAUACUGAUGCCUUGUGGAAUAUGCCCUGUUCCUCUUAAGCCUGGUUUCCAUAUGGUCGCUUUGCAAAGUUCAGCGAUCUCAGCGAUCUCAGCGAUCAUAGCGAUCGUAUGGAAACCACUUUCCAGCGAUCGCAGCUACAACGGUCGCUGAGAUAGAAAAAGUUCUGUCAGCGACCGUUGUUGCUGCGAUCGCUGGAGGGUGGUUUCCAUAUGAUCGCUGCUAUCGCUAUCGCUAUCUUUGCCAACGAUUGCAGCGAUCGUAGCGAUCAUGUGGAAAACGGGCUUUAAGUAUUCGUAAACAUGUGUCGAAAUAGAUUUUUACAAUUUCUAAAUUUACUGUAAUAUUUCGUUUACGUUAUAUGAUAGGUUCUCAACCACGUGCAAAAGAAAGAACAUCUAGAGAAAGAAAACGCUUACCAUACCACUUUGCUACUUCAUCAUGGUCUUAGGAUGGGUCGAGAAAUGGAAGCAGCUUUGACUCGUGAUCCAAGAAUCUGGUCGAGAAGACCACAUAUCUUCACAAACUAUGAUGGCAUCAUCUCUGACAUACUUGCUCAAAUCCAAACCGGUGCAGCAGAAAACAGGGAUUUACGAGAAAAAUUACGAGAGCACAGUGAACGAAUCACCUCCCUGGAGAGAAACGUGGCCUCAGGGAGUCUUUUGGCAGCAACUGCAUCUGCUCAAGUGUCUGGUGACUCAGCUAGCAGUGUACCGAACAACGAGAUUACACGUAGGGUAGACAAUCUUGAGAAUAAAGCCGCUGACCACGAGGUGCUGUUGGUUGAAAGUAAUCGUUCAAUCGAGCAGGCAAAUCGAGAUGUGGGUAAUGUAAGGCGACUAGUUGACGCUGUGCAAGAGACCGCGAGGAGGGUAGAAAGAAGGAUUGAGUCUAUUGAGCACACACUGGCUCUUAGAAACGUUACCUUGGCAGAUUUAGAGGAAUACAUCAGGCAACAGGAGUUUUCAAGCCACGAUGGCCAGUUAUUAUGGAAAAUAACUGAAUUUGCACGUAGAAGAAACGAGGCAGUCAGCGGUCAACAAGUAUCAUUCUAUAGUCCGUGCUUCUACACAAGUCGCUAUGGAUACAAGAUGUGCGCCCGCAUUUACUUAAACGGAGAUGGCAUGGGCCGAGGAACACACAUCUCUGUGUUCUUUGUUGUCAUGCGCGGUCAGUAUGAUGCGUUGCUCCGUUGGCCUUUCAGACAGAAGGUCACAUUCAUGUUGAUGGAUCAAGAUAAUGUUGAACACGUGAUUGAUGCCUUCAGACCUGAUCCCAACAGCUCUUCUUUUCAGAGACCGAGGAGAGAAACAAACAUUGCAAGUGGGUGUCCCAUGUUCUGCUCGCUCUCUGAACUUAACAACCACGCUUAUGUUCGGGACGACACCCUGUUUCUAAAAAUUAUCGUGGAUACAUCAGAUUUGUAG